AUGGCAGCAGAUGAAGGUGUUGAUGGGGGAAUGAAUGAUGCUGCACAAGUCAGGUUAAGGGAGUAUAAGUCGUGGAUGGAACUACAUGAUGCGUUUUUCAUCGAGUGCAUGCUAGACCUGGUUCAGUCAAAGGAAGUGGAGUCUGGGAACUUGAAGAAUGGAGGUUUCAAGAAACUUGAAGCUAUGCUGCAGCAGAAGAUUCCAGGUUUUAACCUGAAUGUAAGAUCAAGACACCGUUGGUUCAAGAACAAGUUCAAUGCCAUAUAUGAUGUCAAGAAUGGGAGUUGUAGUGGUUUUGGCUGGGAUGAGUCUAAGAAGAUCAUUGUUGCUGAUGAUGAUGUUUUCAAGGAAUGGGUGAAGAGCCAUCAACACUUUUCUGGCCUGAACAAGACAGCUUUUAUAUACUAUGACCAGCUUGCCAGAGUAUUUGGCAAGGAUAGGGCAGUAGGUGGUCAAGCAAGGUAUGCAGCUGAUAUGGAGUUCGAUGCUCAUGUUCGAAGGGGUAGGAGUGAGGACCCCAUCAUGUACGAUGAAGAAACAAGUCAACGUGUGCUGGAGGAGAUGAUAAAUGAAGAAAAAAUGCGUCCUCUCAUGGAGAAGGCUACCAUGAACAUUGAGAGGAUGGCGAAUAGCUUCUGCCAUGAAGAUCCUUUGAUGAUAAGGAGAGGAACCUUGUUUGAGGAGCUGUCACAGUUAGAAGCCCUGUCACAAGAUCAAGUGAUAUCAGCUGCCAUGAUUCUUAUGAAGGAGGAUGGGAUCGCCCAAUCGUACUACCAACUGCCUACGGAUGAAGAGAAGGUUCACUUCCUCUAUCGCCUCAUCAACUGA
Molecule: messenger RNA, 828 nt
Organism: Linum tenue
Lineage: Eukaryota; Viridiplantae; Streptophyta; Magnoliopsida; Malpighiales; Linaceae
Source: the annotation of a GenBank genome assembly